Siniperca chuatsi (mandarin fish) is the source of this 3407-nucleotide messenger RNA. RefSeq names its product acyl-CoA synthetase family member 3 (gene acsf3). The coding region runs from base 192 to 1955 and encodes 587 amino acids. Gene Ontology annotation, biological process: fatty acid metabolic process. The record is from RefSeq and is a predicted model, not a curated record. Gene Ontology annotation, molecular function: medium-chain fatty acid-CoA ligase activity. Lineage: Eukaryota; Metazoa; Chordata; Actinopteri; Centrarchiformes; Sinipercidae. The transcript is spliced from 10 exons.
ACUUACGAUGCAGGAACCAUUCAAGUGACAUUUGUUUCAUGCCGGAAGAUGAAUGAUGUUGCUCCGUCCUUCACUACAAGCGUACCGGCUUUUGUUUGAGAUGUUGUCUGAUAUGAGCGCAUGCAAGAGACUGAGGAUGGAGCCAUCUUGAGGUCCUAACUCUGGAGGGUCUGAACAGCUGAGUCUCAAACAUGUUGUCAGAACUUGUUGCUGCUGCCUGCCACUCUCUGAAGUGGACAUUGCCUCACUGGAAAGCCACUCUUCACAGAACGUAUUGCCCGUCAAAACCCAGACAAUGGCUACUGGGAACUGUGGUUAAAAGAAGGGCUCAUAGAUGGACUACAGCACCAUCAUUAAGGAUAAACCAAAAGCCAGCGUUUGCCAGAGCUCUAGCGUUUGGAGAUAAGCUUGCUAUUAUAGACAGCAGUGGCAGCCACAGCUAUAAGCAGCUGUAUUGCAGCAGCUUAGGUCUUGCAGGUAGAAUCAGUACCACGCUGAACUCUGACUUUGGGGGUCUGGAAGGAAAACGAAUUUCCUUCCUGUGUUCUAAUGAUGCUUCCUAUACAGUGGCACAGUGGGCGGUUUGGAUGAGUGGUGGGACAGCAGUGCCACUCUACAGAAAACACCCUCAAUCUGAACUGGAGUAUGUCAUCUCUGACUCCCAGAGUUCGCUGCUGGUGGCAGGUCAUCCCUAUGCUGAAACCCUCGAGCUGCUGGCAAAGAGGCUGGGGCUGCCAUGCCUGACACUGCCCCCUACUUCUAACCUGGGCACUUUAGAUGGGGCAGACACCGAAGAGAAGGAGACAGCAAUGACAGACUGGGCUGAUCGACCAGCUAUGAUAAUCUACACCAGUGGUACCACAGGGAGACCCAAGGGAGUUCUACAUACGCACAGCAGCAUCCAAGCCAUGGUCCAGUGUCUGGUUUCAGAGUGGGCAUGGUCCAGAGACGAUGUCAUCCUCCACAACUUGCCGCUCCACCAUGUGCAUGGCAUCGUUAACAAGCUGCUGUGCCCGCUCUGGGUGGGCGCCACCUGUGUCAUGCUGCCUGACUUCCAGCCUCAGAAGGUGUGGGAGAUGCUGUUGAGCUCCAAGGCUCCCCUGGUUAAUGUGUUCAUGGCUGUGCCAACUAUCUACUCUAAGCUCAUCCAGUACUAUGAUCAGCACUUCACACAGCCUCAUGUCAAGGACUUUGUCAAAGCAGUCUGCAAAGAGAGGAUCAGAGUGAUGGUUUCGGGCUCGGCUGCUCUUCCUCUUCCCACUCUGCAGCGCUGGGAGGAGAUUACAGGACACACACUGCUGGAACGCUACGGCAUGACCGAGAUCGGCAUGGCACUGUCCAACCCUCUCAAGGGCCAACGCAUCCCAGGCGCUGUAGGGUUGCCGCUUCCUAGUGUGGAAGUUCGGAUUGUUAUGAAUAACACAACCAACACCACAAUUGUGGAGGGAAACCACAGAGAGACUCAGGUUCGUCCAGGUCUGGAGGGGAAAGAAGGGGAGCUCCUAGUUCGAGGUCCGUCUGUCUUUAAGGAGUACUGGAACAAACCUCGAGAGACCAGAGAGUCUUUUAGUGAUGACGGCUGGUUCAAAACAGGAGACACAGCAGUCUAUAAAGACGGUGUGUAUUGGAUCAUGGGCCGCAGCAGUGUUGACAUCAUCAAGAGUGGUGGCUACAAGAUCAGUGCACUCGAGGUGGAGCGUCACCUACUCGCUCAUCCAGACAUCAUAGAUGUGGCUGUGAUUGGGGCCCCUGAUGCCACUUGGGGUCAGAAAGUCACUGCAGUGGUGCAGCUGAAGAAGGGGCAGAGUAUGACCCUUCCACAGUUGAAGACCUGGGCAAGGGAGCACAUGGCGCCCUACACCAUCCCCACAGGCCUGGUGCUGGUGGAGGAGGUGCCAAGGAAUCAGAUGGGCAAGGUCAACAAGAAGGACCUCCUGCGACACUUCUGCUCAUGACUGGACCACUUCGAUAUGUAUGACAACAUACAGGUUCCUGGUUAAAGAACUGCAGGUGUACAUCACUACCUGCCCCAUCUGGUCCAUAGAUCAGACAAAUGUCACAGACAAGUGUACAGAGGAAAUGCAAAGUAAUGGAUAAACACCUCAUGGAAAAUGACUUGACUCUGAGGUAAUUUAAUCACAACUACAAACACUGCUACAAAGGUAAUUCUAUUACAUUGAUUGACAAUUAUACUAAGCAUUGUUUAUCAGUUAUUGUGUAGAGAGGUCUGGAAAUCAUCACUUUGAUAUGUACUUUUUUCUGAGACAAUAUGAAACAAAGCUCCAUCAAGAGGACAAAAAAUGUGUGCCCAAAUUGCCUCUGAAUUUAUCAAGAAAAAGUCCAAAUUAUCUGAAGUGGCAUUAAACUAACCAACAUGGAUGUGACAGACAUACAAUAUGUAAGAAGUUGUCAAGUACAGUUAAUUCAUAUGCAACCUAAUAUGACCCACUUUUGUAGGGUUUGCAAUUGUAGCAGUGUCCCAGGUCCAUGCUACUUACUGUAUGAAUUCUAAGCAGGUUUAGAUUGACAUGACAUGACAAAAGUAAGUAUGCUCAAAACAGUCAGUAUGCAGACUAAAAUUUUUGAGUGUGUUGUUAAUGGACACUAUUGUCCCACAGUGAAAUGUACAAAGGAAAUGGAGGAGCUGCUCACAGCUGCAAGAAAAUAUGAAUAAAUUGCAGAUGGUAGUGAGACAACAAAAAAUAAGUAUAAAAUCUUUGGAAAAAACAUUUUGCUUUCUCUUUGUGAAUUUCAUUUUACUGUGGCCCUUUUGAUGCAGUUUGUUGAUUUUGUGUAUGCUAACUGCAAACACAGUGAAGAUUAAUAUAUAGUACAUACCUUAUACAAUUAGUAUGUAGUAUAGAACUGGGACAAAACAUGUGAGAUAGUUACUUCAAAGUCAAUAGCCUUUAUGAAUUGUCUGCACCCAGCAGAACUGUGGGUUGCCCUGUUCAAUCUGCCUUAAAAAGAUGGGAACAGCUAGUUUAGUCUGCUUUGGCUCCUGAUGAAUAAUUGUACGUACCAUGAACAGGUUGUUCAAUUGUUCCAAUAAAAGUACUUAAACACAGCGGUACCUAUUGUUAAAGAGUGCUUUGAGUACUCUUUUUGGUAUAUUAAGAUGUUUUAUUGGUGAAAAUGGUGUGAUCAGAGAAUGCAGAAUGAUUAUUUUAGUGGUAGAGCGGUGUGAUCAGAAUCAAGAAUCAUGAUUAAUUAUACCCAAACAAAAUAAAAGACAAUGUGGUGUUAGAACAGGAGACAUGAUGAACUUGCGAUCAGUGAGAAAACACUGUUAAUAUUCAGUUCUUACGAUUGAACACACACUGAUGCACUUGAAAUAACAGAUAAUGUUUAUCUGAAAAUUCAAAAGUUUUAUAAAAUUUUAAUUAAAAAGUGUUUUGGAGUUUUAA